This is a messenger RNA of Emericellopsis atlantica, 3114 nucleotides long. RefSeq lists its product as uncharacterized. Gene Ontology annotation, biological process: protein polyubiquitination. Gene Ontology annotation, molecular function: ubiquitin protein ligase activity. The record is from RefSeq and is a predicted model, not a curated record. Bases 1 to 3114 code for a protein of 1037 amino acids. NCBI's taxonomy places the organism in Eukaryota, Fungi, Ascomycota, Sordariomycetes, Hypocreales, Bionectriaceae. The transcript is spliced from 2 exons.
AUGCCCACCGAACCUCAAUGGCCUAAGCUCAAGGUCUCGGGCAAAGAUGAAUACUCGACAGGGCACUGCAUGACCUGCGGAUUGCUCAUGCGCUGGCCGCGAGGACUCCAAGAGUUUCGAUGCACAAUAUGCGCCACAAUCAAUGAUCUUUCCCCUUUGAAGAACCGCCAUGCAAAGUCAUCCACGAAGAGGGAGGAUAGGAAGACUUCCCCAGAGGUGCCGGUGAGGCCGAUUUCUUUGGACCGUACGAGACUUCUAGUGGAUGACUGUCUGAGUAGUCUUUUGAUUCAGAGAUUCUGCGCCAACGAUAGCAAGCGGUUGGGCGCACUCGAUGAUGCCGCAUCCCGACACGACGAAUGUUAUUCUCGACCACAACAGACAUGUGCUGGAUCAAGUGCAGCAACUACCGGCAAAGAGCACAUCGAAUAUGUGCGCAAGUACGUGUUCAAUGAGGCACCUACCCUGUGCCCAAAGCCUGUCCCCAAGGUCUUUACAAGCGGUACUUCCUCGACGCCCCCGACGCCCUCGCGAGGCCACUCCAGAGCCUCCCCCGGCGGCAUACUUGAGAGCAGUGCGACAUCUGGGACCUCCAAAGCCUCGCCAAUCUUCAACAUCGUCCAAGAAUACCUCGAAGAAUGUUUCAGCUCCUUCGAGAACGUCAGCCACUCCUUCAGGACCAGACCGCGCUGCACUCCGCAUACGGAGCGCACUAUUGUUCCCGAAAAAGCUGCGCAACCUACAUCAUCAAGAAAGCCGACUCCCGUCGAGGCCCACCCAGGCAAUAGAACUGUCUGUAACAUCGAUCCGAAACUCUUGCUCCUGGGUGAUGUCGCUAAGAAUGGCACAUGGUGGCUUGGACAAGAUCUCGACGUGCCAUCAAAGACAGGGGCUGACAGAGAUCGCAAGGAUGCCAUUUCUUCACCUCCUCAAAGGUCAUCCCCUCAAAGGUCACCUCAUCUGAAUUGGGAGGACUUGGACGAGUGGUAUUCGCUGAUUGUAAACCCCAUGGAAAGAUGGCCGUCUAUUUGCGCCGAGGUAUGCUCGCGCCCUGACUGGCAGGAUCCCGAACAACACGCGCUGGAGCAAGCUGAGCGAGACGUUGCUUCAGCACAAGUGGGCCUCAGGAAAAGCCUCAUGAAGACCGUGGAAUCGUUUUUGAAAAGACCGGGAGGAAAGAUAACGGACGCGGAAGAGCUACGAGCAUUGCUCAUUCUUCUAGAAAACCCCUUGCUCGACUGCGAAGAUGAGACUGGCGCCGUAAGCGUUUCAAAGAAUGGCCUUGGUAGGAAAAAGGGGAGCCCAGCGUCUGGACCUUUGUCGGGAAGACACUCGCGGGUCAUCAAGCGCAUCGUCGGAAUAAUUUCUCAUCUGGCACCAGAGCUACAUGUGCAGCUCGUCCAUUGGUUUGGAAGAUACGAUGCGCGCCGCUUCAUACGAAUCAAGGACCUCGUUGCUGGUUUCCUGGGCUACCGAUUGUUAAGGAAGGAUAGUGACACGAAAAGCGCCCCAGGAGUCAACGACAUUUCAGAACUUGUGCCACAAAUCCGUCCUGGGCAAUCCAACGCAGCCUUCCACGAGGAGCUGCGGCUGAGCCAGAAGGCUUCCAAAGCGAGAUCGCAAGGAGCGGCUUAUAUCGACGAUUGGCAGGUAAAGUCUGCAGCACGGAUACUGGCCAUAUUCUUCGAGGCCAAUAACUCCAGCUCGGGGCGUUUGGCCGGGGAGGCAUCAUUGAGCAAACCAGGCGCGUUGAGAGGUCGAUUUCUCCCUCUGAGCGACUUUUACGUGUCUUUGGCGGACUCGAUCGACCUCGUCGCCGAUUUCCGCGAGUUUGAGAAGAAAGGAGCCAAGUUUGCCUUUUGCCAAUACCCCUUCUUGUUGAGUAUCUGGGCCAAGACACAGAUUCUCGAGCACGAUGUGCAAAGACAAAUGCGGGACAGCGUCCGAGAUGCUUUCUUUGACAGUAUCAUGCGACGACGCACAAUCAACCAAUUCUUGCAGAUUACCGUCCGGCGCGAGUGCCUGGUGGACGAUAGCCUCAAGGCUAUUGGCGAAACGCUGGGAGGUGCGAGCGAAGACGCGAAGAAAGCGCUUCGGAUCACUUUCAAGGGUGAAGAGGGGAUUGAUGGCGGUGGUUUGCGAAAGGAGUGGUUUCUCCUCCUGGUGAGAGAAGUCUUUAGCCCUGACCUUGGCCUGUUUAUCUACGACGAGGAUUCGCAAUAUUGCUAUUUCAAUCCCUUCUCGUUCGAGAGCUUAGACCAAUUCUACCUAGUCGGAGCGAUCAUGGGCUUGGCUAUCUACAACUCAACCAUUCUCGACGUGCCUCUGCCGCCUUUCACUUUCCGAAAAUUGCUUGGCUCUUCAUCAGGCACGUCUCAACCGGCCCCAUCCAGCUCGACACGCCAUGCAGCUCGCUGUACAUUGGAGGACCUUUCGCAAUACCGGCCCAGUCUCGCCCGUGGACUCCGGCAGCUGCUUGAGUACGAGGGCGAUGUCGAGGCUACCUAUUGCUGGAGCUUUGUCAUUGACGUUCAAAGGUACGACACGGUCAUCCAAGUCCCUCUUUGCGAGGGAGGCGAAAACAAAGCUGUCACGAAUAAGAACAGACGUGAAUUCGUCGAUCUGUAUGUUCGUUACCUGCUGGACACAUCCGUCCACCGCCAGUUUGAGCCCUUCAAAAGGGGAUUUUACAAUGUCUGCUCCGGCAAUGCCUUUGGCCUUUUCCGACCAGACGAGGUCGAACUGCUGGUUAGAGGAUCGGACGAGGCUCUCGACAUAGCCCGACUCCGGGGUGUAGCAGAAUACGACAAUUGGGAAUACAGGAACCCAGAUGCACUUGUGGAUCAAGUGAACUGGUUCUGGGACGUCUUUGAAGAGGCGUCGCCCAAAGACCAGCGGAAGCUGUUGUUGUUUAUUACAGGCAGUGACCGGCUACCAGCUGCUGGGGCCUCCAUGAUGCCUCUCAAACUAUCGUGCCUGGGCGAUGACUCGGAGAGGUUCCCCAUUGCGCGGACAUGCUUCAACAUGCUGGCCAUUUGGCGUUAUUCGACCAAAGAGAAGCUACGGACUAAAUUGUGGACAGCCGUAUACGAAAGCGAGGGGUUUGGGUUAAAGUAA